Thermochaetoides thermophila DSM 1495 is the source of this 429-nucleotide messenger RNA. Its product is annotated as transcription initiation factor iia small chain-like protein. Gene Ontology annotation, biological process: RNA polymerase II preinitiation complex assembly; transcription initiation at RNA polymerase II promoter. The record is from RefSeq and is a predicted model, not a curated record. The coding region runs from base 1 to 429 and encodes 142 amino acids. Gene Ontology annotation, molecular function: TBP-class protein binding; RNA polymerase II general transcription initiation factor activity. The transcript is spliced from 3 exons. Gene Ontology annotation, cellular component: transcription factor TFIIA complex. NCBI's taxonomy places the organism in Eukaryota, Fungi, Ascomycota, Sordariomycetes, Sordariales, Chaetomiaceae.
AUGGCCAGCGGCACCAAUUUCUACGAUCUCUACCGUCACGGGAGCCUUGGCGCUACCCUUACGGAUGCGCUGGACGAGUUGAUCGGAAACGAGCAGAUCGACCCUCAGUUGGCCAUGAAAGUUCUCUCCCAGUUUGAUCGUGUUAUUGCCGAAACUCUCUCGGAGAAGGUCAAGGCGCGCCUGACAUUCAAGGUGAUUACUACUCGUGUUGCGGUGUUGCUGCUGUUGUGGGGGAGGGUUAUGUCUGCUAGCUCAAGGGAUGCUCUCCAGCCCACGCUAUUAGACAACCUCUCUACCCGUUUUAAAGCGAUCUGGACCUUCCUCAUUCGCAAUGUCCACUUUAAGCUGAACGAUGCUGGCCAGACCAUCCAGGCCGACAAGAUCAAGAUCGUUAGCUGCAGCGCCAAGCGUGCCGAGGAGAAGCAGUAA